ACUAAUAUAACCAAUAUACACAAUUAUGAUAUAGCCACCGCUUUUAGCCUAUGCGGUAGCGGCGAAACGCUGCGUGCUUUUGCGGGUUUUGUAUUAUAUUACGUUUUUUUCUUUCUUGAAAAGUCACACUGGGUGACGUGCGUGUGCGCGCGUGCGCCUAUGAGUCUUUAUUUUUUAUUUGAUGUUUUGUGGAAGGGAUUGUUCCGGGGUCUCGCCGUUUGAGGGAGGAACGGGUUUGAGGAAGCUAUGAAUUUUGAAUUUGAGAGGGAGAUCGGGUUUAUAAACAGCCAGCCGUCCCUAGCAGAGUGCCUGACGUCCUUUCCUGCCGUCUUGGAGUCAUUUCAAACUUCAUCAAUCAAGGAGUCGACAGUAAUUCCGCCUCCCUUCGAGCACACCAUUCCCAGCCUCAGCCCCUGCACAGCCAACCAGCCGAAACCGGCUUCUGGGAGCCAGCAAGACCGGAGAACCUCUGCCACUAAUGGCCACCAGACGCACCAGCCCUGCCCGCCCGGCCAGGCCCCUUCUCCGGUCACGCCGGUCGGUCCUCUGGCACCCGAGUUCCCCUGGAUGAAAGAGAAGAAGUCAUUCAAAAAGAGCCCGAAGCCUGGGGGCAGCUCUGGUGCUGGUGGAUCCAUCAUCACUCCGGCAUCAUCCUACCCCUCACCGACCGCCUCUGGGUACCCCUCGACGGCCAUCGAAUCACCCACAGACUCGGCGGCUCUGGACUCUGGAGGAACCGGCUCCCGCCGGCUGCGCACCGCCUACACCAACACGCAGUUGCUGGAGCUGGAGAAGGAGUUCCACUUCAACAAGUACCUGUGUCGGCCCAGGAGAGUGGAGAUCGCAGCUCUGCUGGACCUGACGGAACGACAGGUCAAAGUCUGGUUCCAGAACCGGAGGAUGAAACACAAGCGUCAGACCACGCACCACCGGGACGACAGCCCGUCUUCCAGCGGCUUUGAGCCCCUUGAAGGAGCCGACGCGUGCUCUCCCUAUUCCAGCCAGCCGCUGGAAGCAUCUGGCACCGGGGAGACCGCGGAGAGUGAGCAGCGGGGCGGUGCCGCUGACUGCGGGGACAGCGCACAGCCCAAGCCAGAGGAGACGGACCUUGUGAGUCUCCCUGAACGCCCACUGCUGCUAGGGACAUCUGGCUCCGACGACGCUGCUGCGCCUUCAGGCUCCCCACCGUUCACACCGACACACUCCACGGAGAGCGGCGCUCUGACGCGCCGCAGCGAGGCUGGGCCUGCUGCAGCGUCGGGCCCGUUCUCCGAGUCGCGGGACUCCUCUGAUCCUCACGGGUCCUCCUCUGCGCUGCCCGACCUCACGCUAUUUGGAGAUGACGCCUGCCUGUCCCCGAGCCUGCAGAGCUCCCUCGACAGCCCCGUGGAUUUCUCCGAGGAGGACUUCGACCUCUUCACAAGCACACUGUGCACUAUAGACCUGCAGCACCUGAACUUCUGAGGACUCGGCUGAUCAUGUCUGUCUCGGAAACAUUCCUGGAGGAUUUAUGAAUGAAAACAAAAUUUAGACUCAAAGUUUCUCCACGAUAGACUGCUCUGAAGAUAGAUGACACACGCAGAUAGGAAUACUCCUUUAGUUUUUUAGUUUUUUAACCUCCUGCCGAAACGUUGCGGAUAUUUUUCUUUUUCCUUUCUGCCACAUCCAAACAGGAAAUAGUGCACAUUUCUGGUAUAAAUGGAAUUUGAAGUUUAUACUUAUAAAUGUUGGAACGUCGUUUAGAGCGAGCGGGACUGCUUGUUCUUGUCUGUUAGCGCAGCUCCACGAUCUUAAACCUUCUCAGGAACUGGUCACAGAGUGUCGGUGCGGACGGCUCAGGGGAAACCCUCCCGGAGCUGCCGUGUCCUCUCAGAGCCCGGAUGGACAACACACCCGCUCUAGACCCGAGUUUAUUUAUUCAGAUUCUUUAUUAGUGAAAUUAAAUUAUUUAUUGUACACAUAUUUUCAUAGUGGGAUGAUAAUAAUAAUAAUAAAAAACGAACAAACAUUUAAAA
Nothobranchius furzeri (turquoise killifish) is the source of this 2015-nucleotide messenger RNA. RefSeq names its product homeobox B2a (gene hoxb2a). Gene Ontology annotation, biological process: regulation of transcription by RNA polymerase II. Gene Ontology annotation, cellular component: nucleus. NCBI's taxonomy places the organism in Eukaryota, Metazoa, Chordata, Actinopteri, Cyprinodontiformes, Nothobranchiidae. Gene Ontology annotation, molecular function: DNA-binding transcription factor activity, RNA polymerase II-specific; RNA polymerase II cis-regulatory region sequence-specific DNA binding. The record is from RefSeq and is a predicted model, not a curated record.